Molecule: messenger RNA, 2944 nt
Organism: Strigops habroptila (Kakapo)
Lineage: Eukaryota; Metazoa; Chordata; Aves; Psittaciformes; Psittacidae
Gene: KCNN1
Product: potassium calcium-activated channel subfamily N member 1
Exons: 11
Coding region: 363-2024 (553 amino acids)
Biological process (GO): potassium ion transmembrane transport
Cellular component (GO): neuronal cell body; neuron projection; plasma membrane
Molecular function (GO): small conductance calcium-activated potassium channel activity; calmodulin binding
Source: RefSeq, a predicted model, not a curated record
CAGCACCGGCGCCGCCGCCGCACCCGCCCCGGCACCCCCCGCGCUGGGGAAACCGAGGCACGGAGCAGCCGCGUGGGGCCAGGCGGGACUCGAGGCGCCCCCGGCCCCCGGCUCGUCCCGCGCCGCCGGCGGAACCUCCCGGCGCACCGGGCUCGCCACCGACGCCAGGCCAUGGUCACCGGCGGCAGCGCCCGGGGGCAGCGGAGCCCGGGGUCUGUCUGCAGGUGUGGAGGGCAGUCCAUGGCACCCGGACCCCCGGACCCCCCCCACGUCAGGCCCUGGCCCUGCACCCCCUGAUGCCCCAAGGUCCCCCCCGGCCGGACCCGGGGAGCCCGAGCAGGUCGCCCCGGCGCCGCUGAGCCAUGCGGGAUCGCCCGGUGCCCCCCCCCGCCAGAGCCAUGAGCAGCUGCCGGUACAAUGGGGGGGUGGCACGGCCCCGGGGCCCCCUGAGCACAUCCACACGCACCCUGCACCCGCUGGAGACCGAGACCCAACCGCUGCGGCCGCGCCAUUCCCCUGGCCUCGAGGUCGUGGUGUCCCAGCCAGAGCAGCCCGGGGGUCCGGAUCCCGACCUGGCAGCAGCCCCAGGGCAGGAUGCGGCCGAGGACCGGGGCCGGGGACCUCGGAGGAACCAGAAUAUCGGGUACAAGCUGGGGCACCGGCGAGCCCUCUUCGAGAAGAGGAAGCGCCUCAGCGAUUACGCCCUCAUCUUUGGGAUGUUCGGCAUCGUGGUCAUGGUCACGGAGACGGAGCUGUCCUGGGGGGUCUACACAAAGGAGUCCUCGUACUCGUUUGCACUGAAAUGCCUUAUCAGCCUCUCGACCAUCAUCCUCCUGGGGCUCAUUGUCAUGUACCACGCCAGAGAGAUCCAGCUCUUCAUGGUGGAUAACGGCGCCGACGACUGGCGCAUCGCCAUGACCUACGAGCGCAUCUUCUUCAUCGCGCUAGAGCUGAUCGUCUGUGCCAUCCACCCCAUCCCCGGGCAGUACCUCUUCACCUGGACGGCGCGGUUGGCCUUUACCUACGCCGCCUCGGUGGCUGACGCCGACGUGGACAUCAUCCUCUCCAUCCCCAUGUUCCUGCGGCUGUACCUGAUCGGGCGCGUCAUGCUGCUGCACAGCAAGCUCUUCACCGACGCCUCCUCCCGCAGCAUCGGCGCCCUCAACAAGAUCAACUUCAACACCCGCUUCGUCAUGAAGACCCUCAUGACCAUCUGCCCUGGCACCGUCCUCCUCGUCUUCAGCAUCUCCUCCUGGAUCAUCGCUGCCUGGACGGUCCGAGUGUGCGAGAGGUACCAUGACAAGCAGGAGGUGACCAGCAACUUCUUGGGGGCCAUGUGGUUGAUCUCCAUCACCUUCCUCUCCAUCGGCUAUGGGGACAUGGUGCCGCACACCUACUGCGGGAAGGGCGUGUGUCUGCUCACCGGCAUCAUGGGUGCCGGCUGCACCGCACUGGUCGUCGCUGUGGUUGCCAGGAAGCUGGAGCUCACCAAAGCAGAGAAACACGUGCACAACUUCAUGAUGGAUACGCAGCUAACGAAGCGGGUGAAAAAUGCUGCUGCCAACGUACUCAGGGAAACGUGGCUCAUCUACAAACACACCAAGCUGGUGAAGAAGAUCGACCAUGCCAAAGUUCGGAAACACCAGCGUAAGUUCCUCCAAGCCAUCCAUCAAGCUCAGAAGUUGAGGAGCGUGAAGAUGGAGCAGCGGAAGCUCAAUGACCAGGCCAACACGCUGGUGGACCUGGCGAAGACCCAGAACAUCAUGUACGACAUGGUCUCGGAGCUGCAGGAGCGCCAUGAGGACCUGGAGAAGCGCUUGGGUGCCCUGGAGAGCAAACUGGAGGCGCUGGGGCUGAGCCUGCGGGCGCUGCCGGCGCUGGUGAGCCAGGCACUGGGGCAGCAGCAGCGUGAGCUCCUGGGGAGCUGGACCCCCCGGCUCCGCCCCGCCACCGCCCCCUGCACCCCAACACGGGCCCCCCGCGCCCCCUCCACCGCCCCCCCCACCUCCUCGGACAGCGGAUGAUGGGGUGCGGGAGACACACACACACACACAAGCGGGGCCCCUCUUUAUGUCUUGGCCAUCGUGUGGCUGAUUUCAGUAGCUUUGUUCUGUAAAGCCCUGUAUAAAUUUCCUGCGUUCACUGUGCUGGCGUGAGGCUGGAAACCACCCCCCCCCCGGACCAUCCCAUGGCCCCCACCCAGGCCCGAUGGGAAGUGAGUCCCGGUCUGCAGGAGAGCUCGUAUAGGGGGGGAGGAUGCAGGAGCUGCUGUGCCAGGGGUGAUGGAGCGGCUCUGGCGGGGGGCGGGAGCAGCUCGGGGGGGGGUAAUGGAGCAGCUCUGGGGCAGUCAGGAGCAGCCCUAGGAGGUGAUGGAGCAGCCAGGGGAGAAAUGGAGCAUCCCUAGGGGGACAGGAGCAGCCCGGGGGGGGCAGGAGCUGGGGGCUGAUGGAGUUUAAGAGAUGGGGGGGUGGUGAAGCCAGGAACCCUGAGCAUUGGGGGUGGAUCUGGGGACUUUCCCCCGGGUUUGGGGGGGGUGGAUGUUGGGGGCAGUGUGGGACACCAGGGGUCUUGCGUGGAGGGGGAGGCUGAGCCCCAUGGUGAGGGCAGGGCUGAGCUUUGGGGGUGAAGGAUUGAGGGGGGGGGGGCUCUGUUCCUGGCUCUGCCACAAAGUGACCUUGGCGAAGUCAUGUCACCUCUCUGUGCCUCAAUUUCCCCCAUCUGUAAAAUGGGGGGUGGGAGGGUGGGGGGGGUCGCAAUGGGACCGACCAUUGUACAGUGCUGGGAGAUUCUUGGAUGCAAUAUUGAGCCCAGCCACUGGCACUGGGGUGGGCCAGGACCGCCCCCAUGGUCCUGGACCCCCCCCCCACCGCUCCCCAGCCAGGACCCUCAAUUCUGGGAGGCCCGGGGCGGGGCUGAGGUGCGCAUUAAAGGAGGCUGAACUGGA